Messenger RNA from Phanerochaete carnosa HHB-10118-sp, 1062 nucleotides. RefSeq lists its product as uncharacterized. The transcript has 10 exons. The coding region runs from base 1 to 1062 and encodes 353 amino acids. The record is from RefSeq and is a predicted model, not a curated record. NCBI's taxonomy places the organism in Eukaryota, Fungi, Basidiomycota, Agaricomycetes, Polyporales, Phanerochaetaceae.
AUGUCCACGGCCCUGCCAAGGCCAUACCGCUUUCAUGUUGGUGCCAGCUGGGCAGGGAAGCCACAGCCACCAAAGUCACGAAAACUCAUUGGGUCACCCUUUGCGAGCGAUAGUGAAAUUGGUCGCUGGAGGGACCACGUACUCUCCCGACCCAACGGUGGCCUGGGGACGCACAUUGGCGAGGACUUCUUCUACAUUCAAGAGAUGCGCAGCCAGUCGGGAGUAUCGCUGGGCAUAGCCGACGGCGUCGGUGGCUGGACAGACUCUGGAGUAGACCCUUCGCUCUUCUCGCAGGCACUCAUGUAUCACGCGCAUCGGUAUGCAAGGCUGGGCUGGGCCGGCGAGCCGGAGAUUGAUCCCACGCAGGAUUACGAAGAGCGACAGCAAGUGGAAGGUUGGGAGUUGACACCGAUGGAGUGCAUGGACCUGGCUCACGGAGGUGUUCUAAGGGAACGAGAUGUGGCUGCAGGAUCGAGCACUGCUUGCAUCGUAAACCUGAACGCGUCCUCAGGACAAUUACGGGCUGCAAAUCUAGGAGACAGCGGUUUCUGCGUCAUCCGUUCUUCCCAGGUGAUACACUUCCAGCAGCCUCAGACACACUUCUUCAACUGUCCAAAACAAUUAGCUAAGCUCCCGCGGUCGGCUCGUCUGCGCGGGGGAGCAUGUUCCGACGCGGCUAGUGAAGCCGAUAAUGUCUCCAUGAAACUGCGAGACGGCGACUUGGUUAUUCUCUUCACUGACGGACUCUCAGAUAACGUCUUCCCAACUGAACUGAUCCAAAUAUGCUCGCUGGUCGCACGUCAAUACACGCAUGCGCCUCCCUCGACGAAAUUUCCUGUGGGCCAGGCGCAGGGUGAACCAUAUAACUUCGUGCGAGAAGAUGAGGACGCACACGUGCAGACGAUGGCAGAACGCAUCAUCAGCUAUGCGACCCUCUGUAUGCACAACAAGAAGCGCGUCAGUCCCUUCGAGCGCGCGGCUGCAAGGGAGGGCAUGUACUUCCGAGGAGGGAAAAUUGACGAUGUCACGGUUAUCGUUGCACUCAUACGCGAGACGUUAUAG